AUCGCAUCGCCGGUUAAUUAUUUUUAAUUUUUCGUCAUUGUACCAAAAAUUAAGAAAGACUCACUCCUCUCUCUUCUCUCUCUCUCUCUCUCUCCAUUUCUCGAUUCUGUCUAUUUUCUCUCGCAUUUCAAAAUUUCAUUUCCUAAUAUAGGAGAGAUUACAUAGAUUCUUUUAAGGUCGGAGAUUUUUUUUUUUUGUGUGAGUCCACAAAGUUUCGCUAUUCCGCCGUCAGUUUCAUUUUCUCCAACUCCAGAGGCUGUGUUUUCCGCCGGUAAACUUCAUUGUAUGGCGAGUAAUACUUUAAAAGAUAUGAAUAGUCUUCAUGUAACGGAGAAGAUAAGUGAUUGUAAAGCAAGCUUAGCUAAGCCUUGUGUUGGCAAGAUGAAUGGAAAAUCUGAUGAUAGACCAUUACCAAACCCUGCCUCCUUGGAUUCCACUGGUCCUAAAGUUGUAGAAGCUGAGAAACCCGAGCCAGAGAUAGCUAUUGUGGAAGUUGAAUAUAUCGAGUCUGAGAACUUGGAUAAUGUUGACGAUGCUGAUGCAGUUCUCAAGUCGGUUUUAGCUGGACUCGAGUCCAAGGAUUGGAUUUCAGUCUGUGAUGCUCUUAAUAAUGUUCGCCGGCUUUCGAUAUUCCACAAGGAAGCAAUGCUGCAUAUGCUUGAAAAAGUGAUACCACUUGUUGUGAAGUCACUGAAAAAUCCACGAAGUGCAGUAUGUAAAACGGCAUGCAUGACAUCUGCAGACAUCUUCAGUGCAUAUAAUAAUCAUAUAACACAUCUCUUGGAGCCUCUGCUUACUCAACUCCUCCUCAAGUCUUCCCAAGACAAACGGUUUGUAUGCGAGGCAGCAGACAAAGCUUUAAUAUCAAUGACAAAAUAUGUUUCCCCAACCUUGCUGUUACCAAAGCUGCAACCUUGUCUCAAGCACAGGAAUCCUCGGAUCCGAGCGAAAGCAUCAUUAUGCUUUUCCCGAAGUGUUCCUAGACUGGGCGUUGAAGGUAUUAAGGAAUAUGGAAUCGACAAAUUAGUUCAAGCAGCUGCUUCUCAGCUUAGCGAUCAGCUCCCUGAAUCCCGUGAGGCUGCACGGACCGUCCUACUAGAACUUCAGACUGUUUAUGAAAAAGCUCAUCCUCUCAUGAAGCCCGAGACAUCGUCAUCAUCAUCAUCUCCAGAAGAAGAGCAAAUCAUUGAGCCAAUUACUUGGGAAAUCUUCUGCCAGUCAAAACUGUCAGCUCUGAGCGCACAAGCCGUGCUUCGUGUCACCAAUGUUGUGACUGUGACUGCUCGGGAGGGUUUGGUUAUUACAGGUCCAUCAUCUUCAUCUCAGUUAUAAACCUUGUCUACUACAAUUUUUUUUUUAAAAAACCCGUUUGCUACGAAUCAUACGGUUGACAUGGUGUUCUCCGGGCAUGAUCUACCAAAUUGGCAAAAUUAUGGACCGCGAAAGAGAGUGAAGGCGGUUUUGUUAAAAAUCUUGGUUUCUUAUUUUCUUUUUGUGGGUUCUAUUCAGUCGUCACCAGCACCUUUUUCUUAUGUGUAUAUAUCUACACCAAGAUUUGGUAAGAUAGUCUGAGUCUUUUGGUUUUAUUCAAAUUGGUCGGAUUCUUUGAUUGGAAGAUUCAAAGUCCAUUUUUCACA
Messenger RNA from Camelina sativa (false flax), 1637 nucleotides. RefSeq lists its product as uncharacterized. Gene Ontology annotation, cellular component: cytoplasmic microtubule. Gene Ontology annotation, biological process: microtubule cytoskeleton organization. NCBI's taxonomy places the organism in Eukaryota, Viridiplantae, Streptophyta, Magnoliopsida, Brassicales, Brassicaceae. Gene Ontology annotation, molecular function: microtubule binding. The record is from RefSeq and is a predicted model, not a curated record.